GGGCACUCCCGACCGACGCCGCCUCGCCUCUGGCCGCCCGCACGCCUCUGGCCGCCCGCACGCCUGCCUCUACGCCCGCACGACCGCCCGAAGGCCCUCGGCGCCAUGCUCCAGACUUCCAUACCCCUGGUGCUGAUAGGCCUUAUCAGCUUGUCUGCCUGCCUGCCUGUUACCGACAAGGAUAAACAACGCAAUGCCCUCUACCCGCUGGUUCGCGGCUCUGAACGCAUGAUCCCGCUCUCCAAGAUGCGUCCCUACAUGGGAAAAAACGAUGACAAUAUAAAAUGCACAGGCGAGGGCUUCUUCGCACACCCGAAGAACUGUUCACAAUUCUACCGGUGCGUCGACGUCGCGAACACGGGCAUCCACAGCACCGUCUUCUUCGAGUGCGCCAGGGGAACCGUCUUCUCCAAGGACCUCCAAACGUGCCUGCCCGGAGUCUGCCUCGGCCAACCGCCACCGCAAGGGCCGCCCUUAAAGGAUCCCAUGUUAAUGAUGCCGUUACUGAACCCCAGCCAGAACGCCACGUCGGGUUCAACGCCUGACGACACGCUACCGCCUUCUCCCCUCCUCCUCCUCCUCCUCCAACGUCAUCCUCGACGGCCGGUACCAUAGGCUCUACAUCAGUUCAGAUACCCAUCGCAGCGCUACCAAUGCCGGCCUGGUUCAACUCGACCCCUUGGUGGUACAACACACCCCCAGCAUGGUUCCAGCAGACCCCUGACUGGUUCAAGCCGAGCAAGGCUCAAAUCAUAAGCGAGGAGAUAGUGAUAGAGGAAGAUUUGCUUCGUCCUGACCUCCAGGCUGUAGGCCACCAGGGAAAUUUUUCGGUAGAUGGUAUUGAUGCCAGUCUCAGCAAGGACAACAAAACUAUUAAGAUCCACAUUCCAAUAAAGAUUGUGCAGCAGUAGGGACGAAGGUUGGCACUGGCAUUUCAACUUAAGAUGUUUUGACUUUGAAUAAAUCAAAAUACUUUAAUUCUUUAGAGAGAGUCUGCAAGUUAUUACAUAUAUGCUCAGUGUUAUUUCUUUAAAGAAUGAGACCUGUGAUCUGAGUAAUUGUAUAAGUGUGCUUGCAUGCAUGUUUUUUUUUUUUUUUUUUUUUUUUUUUUUUGUGUGUGUGUGUGUGUGUGUGUGUGUGUGUGUGUGUGUGUGUGUGUGUGUGUGUGUGUGUGUGUGUGUGUGUGUGUGUGGUGUGUGUGUGUGUGCGUGUGUGUGUGCGUGUGUUUGCGUGUGGUAUUCAUAUGUAUAUAAAUAUGUACACACACAUACAAAUAUAUAUUCUAUUGCUUAUAUCUGUGAUGGUAGUGUUCUUUGAUACAAAUGUAAUAAAUUAAAAAUAAGAUAAAUAAAUAACUAUAUAAAAACUAAACCAAAUAUG
This is a messenger RNA of Penaeus monodon (black tiger shrimp), 1380 nucleotides long. RefSeq lists its product as uncharacterized. Lineage: Eukaryota; Metazoa; Arthropoda; Malacostraca; Decapoda; Penaeidae. The transcript has 6 exons. Gene Ontology annotation, molecular function: chitin binding. The record is from RefSeq and is a predicted model, not a curated record. Gene Ontology annotation, cellular component: extracellular region. Bases 106 to 615 code for a protein of 169 amino acids.